Molecule: messenger RNA, 4796 nt
Organism: Protopterus annectens (West African lungfish)
Lineage: Eukaryota; Metazoa; Chordata; Ceratodontiformes; Protopteridae
Gene: FHAD1
Product: forkhead associated phosphopeptide binding domain 1
Exons: 32
Molecular function (GO): protein binding
Source: RefSeq, a predicted model, not a curated record
UUUCAGUCAAACAGUGUUGAAGACCAUCAUGCAGUGAUUGAGUUUAAUGAACUGGAAAACUGUUUCAUUCUUCAAGACUUGAACUCUGUACAUGGCACCUUUGUCAAUGACUGCAGAAUUCAGAAUGCAGCUGUCAGGCUGGCUGCAGGGGAUUUGCUUCGCUUUGGGACAGGAGGAGCUUUCUAUGAAUUUGUGGUGGACUGUUCACCUCAGUUUUCCUGUCCACCAAUGAUUCAACGAUCUCAGUGGCAAGGCCAUCUACAGCUACUUGAAGAGAAAAAACCUUACAUGUCACCUCCCAGUCAUGCACAGUUUCCCAUGCUUCGUGGUCAUGCAGCACUAAAUGGAUCUAAUGUAUGGACUCAGGGUACCAGUGGUGCUGUACCUCACCCACCUUACAAGAACCGACCAGUUAGUGCUGGAAGUCAAAGAGGGGCAAAUAGCCAUGCAACUGAACAUAAUAAUGGCCCUCCUGUUGUCCGACAAGGAGGCUGGAUUAACACCCCAGUUUCUUGCCGCUCAGUAGUGACUGGAGUUCUACCCGCAGCAUCUCAGUCUCUGGAAUUGCUGUUGCAUGAAAAGGAGCAGAGAAUUUUGAAGCUGAGUGAUGAAGUCACACGCUUGCUGGUAUUUGAAAGUGAAUCCAAGCGUAAGGAUACAGUAAUUGGAAAUCUGAGAGAUGAAAAUGCAGGAUUGAAGCAACAACUUGUUCAAGCUGGCUUGCAGAAUAAGGAUGGAGAAAUUACUCAGAAGCUUUUGUUACUAGAACGGGACAUUGCUUCAAAAAAAGAAGAGAUCCAAAUACUGAAGGAUCAGAUUACCAGUUUGCAAAAGGGUUCAAGUGAGGUGAUGCGUCACUCUCUAAGAGAGAAGGAACUUGAAAUAACUAAUCUGAAAGCAGAAGUAGAAGAUCUCAAGAGGAAAAAUAGCAUGAUUUCAGGUCUGGUAACCAGUCUACAGCGAGAUAUUUCCACCCAGGAGCAAAAGGUCUUCCAGCUGAACUCAGCAGGAGAGAAACUCAAAAAAGAGAUCAGAGAAAAGAACAAUCAGAUUGCAGCCAUGUCUGCUAAGGAACUAAGAGAAGUGGAGCAACGGGUUAAAGAGCUCCAGGGGGAUAUCUUUAAGUACCAAACAGACCAGCAGAAGUUGAAGAAUUUACUGGAUGAAGAGAGAAAGGUUCAGGACAAGCUGACAGAAGAGGUUGAAAGAAAGUCACUUGAACUACAGGAGAUGAGGCGGAGGGAGCAACUUAUUAAAGUAGACUUGGAACAAUCACAGGCUCGGCUGGAACGAUUUCGAAGUCGGAUUAUUCAGACCACCUACUCAGCUCCAGAUGUGCUUGUUCCACAGACAGCAGUAACAGAGCUGCAGGUCAUUGAACAGAUGCAACAGAUUAUUGAACAGCGGACAGAGUAUAAAAAUAAACUGAAGGAACUACAAGAACAUUUGCACUGGAAAUCCUUACAAGAAGAUGCAUUCACAGGACCAGUUGCCUCUGUGAAAAAACUGAGGGAAGCUUUACAGAAAUGCCAGACUGCUUUGAAGAAAGAUCACUGCAGCCAUGUGCUGAGGAAGGAGAUUACUGCUUUUAAUGAUCUGCCCAUAGACCAGUCCAUUCUGUGGAUUCAGAAAACUCUAGUUGACAUUCUGGAGAUGUUUUUUUCAUGGCAACAAGAACUAGAACAGUGUCUUCAAGAUGACGGAAAUGACACAUUCAUCUCUGGGGAAGGUAUUGUAUCCUACAUUAGAAGUUUGCGAACAAAGUGGCAGGAAGCAGAAAGCCAAAACAAAGCAAUUCAGGCUAAACUGCAUGAAGAACUAGAAAGUUCAAAGCAGCUGCAAAAGAAGCAGCAGCAAAAGGAAGAAAUGGAAGAAAAGAUCCAAGAAGAAAUUCAACGGCUACAAGCCAAAUCUGAAGAACAGAACAGGAAGAUGAAGGAGACGUAUGAUAAGCAGCUCCAAGAAGAAAUUGAAAGACUACAGGCCAAAAAUGAAGAAAACAUCAUUAAGCAGCAAAAGGACAUGUUAGAAAAACACCUUCAAGAAGAGGUACAAAUAAUCCAGGCUGAGUAUGAAGAACAAAGCAAAAAGUUUAAAGAGGACACUGAGAAACAGUUGCAGGAAGAGAUUCAAAGGCUGCAAGCAGAAUCUGAGAAACAGAACAAAAAGUUUAAAGAGGACACUGAGAAACAGUUGCAGGAAGAGAUUCAAAGGCUGCAAGCAGAAUCUGAGGAACAGAACAAAAAGUUUCUAGAGGAUGCCAUUGCCCAACAGAAAGAGAAAAUGAAGAAAACAAUAGCAGCAGAGAAGAAAAAAACUGAAGAGUCUGAGAAACGCUGCCAAGAGCUGAAGGAGAUUCUAGAUAUGAAAUAUAAAGAAGAAGAAGCCUACAAAUCUAAGCUGACUGAUCUUAUGAAAAAAUAUGAGGAAGCUAAAACAACAAUUGAUGCCCUCGAGCAGGAACUAACAAUUCAGAAAAACAAGCUGAAAUCUGAAAUCAGUUCCUUGCAGGAUGGGCAGAGCACAGAGAAACAGAAACAUGAUGAAGAAGUGGUAGAAUACAAGGAGCAAAUCAGGCAACACUCACGCACAAUUGUGGCUCUUGAGGACAGACUGCAAAAAGUGGCUACUCAACAACAGGCACUCGGUCAGGAAAAUACAGUUUUGCAACAUAAACUCAGGGAUGCUGAAGAAAAGUUACAGAAGCAAGAGACUGAACAAUCAACAGUGCAGCAAGUAAAGCCUCUAGCUAGCCAAGAGAUUUUCAGUCUGCAGGAGACCUGUGUGCUGCUGCGGAAAGAACUAGUUGAAGCACAACGAGAAAUCUUGUCUCAGCAGGAUGUCAUUGCAGGAAUGAGACGAGACCUGGCAGUUGCAACUGCGAAAAUGUCAGAUAUGAGAGGGGAACUAAAUGAAAAGCAAAAGUUGGAGCUGGAGCACAACCGAAGACUAGUGAAAGAACAGCAUCUGGAAAUAAAUACCCUUCGUCAGCAGCUGGCAAAAAUGUCAGAACUUGUAGACAAGAAAGAUGAAGAGCUGAAAACUGCAAAUGUAAAAAUAAACAGUCAACAAGAAAAGCUGGAAAAACAAAGCAAAAUGAUUACAGAUAAACAGGAAGAAUGUGAGAAGCUUCAGGAAGAGCUGCAGAAUGAGAGAAAAAUCAAUACGAAGAAGGUGGAGAUUGUUAAACAGACAAAGCAGGAAAUGUCAGCAUGUGAUGUAACCGAGCAAGGUGCAAAGUGCAUAGGACACAAGCAUGAAGAGAUCAUUCAACGCCAAAGAGAGGCACUUGCAGAACACCGAGCAAGGAUAAAGGAACUAGAACAAAUGCGAUUACCAGUCUUAUCCAAAGAACAAUUCGAGAAGGAGUUCACUGGCACAAGGACCCAGAAGGCAAUUUUAGACAACAACAUUCUUAGAUCAUCUAUUCAAGACAGUUCACAACCAGAAACGUAUCAAAGCAAAGCUGCUGGUGCCAUUUCUGCUACGGUAAUUGACAGGACCACCAGGACAGAGAUGUCUGAAGCCUUGGAUAUGAGUGAGAGCAUGUACAUGGACUUGGUUAAUGCCCUGUCUGAUUUGUUGAAUGUGAAUGAGCUGUCAGGAACACAAUCCUUUAUGCAUGUUCCCUGGGAUGAGCGAAUGAAAAUCAGAACACAUCGACAAAAGGACCUAGAGCUGCUAAGCAGCAGGAUAAAACAACUACAGAGCCAAUUAGAGAGGAAGGAAACUCUGUUGUCAGGAUAUGAGAAUGAUCUUGAACAGCUAAGGCUGUCCCAGGCAGCAGCAAAAAGGUACAAGAUGGAGAUGGAGAGACUGGAAGAAGAUCUGAAGAAACAAAGUGAAGAAAGUGCACUUCUCAGAGAGGCCCUGGAUCGAGCACAGUUCCGACUUGAUCAGGAGAAAAGAUUAAAUAAAGCUAUCAAACAACGCAAAACAUUCCAUUUAGAGCAGCUGGAUAAGAAAAGUGCAAAAGCUCCCUCCCAUAGCUGUUUGCAGAAUGAUAUACAUGAAAAGGCAGAGGCUAAAAAUAAAACCCUGCAAGAAAAACUGAAGAAGAAAGAAUAUGAUAUAGAUACUCUGAAGCAACAGCUUCAGAAACAGGACCAGGAACUGUCUCUCACUACUUCCAAGCUGAUCAACCUACAGAACACAAUAGGCCAAAAUCAAAAGAAGUACUUGGAGGAAUAAGAAGAAUGUAACAUUUUAUCAUUUACAUGCUGCCUGUAUCCCAGAUGCCCACUACUGUAUUAUUGCACUGGGCAUAUAACAAGACUUAUCUUAGAUUGUCAUGUUAUGCUAACCUCCUGCAGCGGAAGAGACCAGGCAUCUCUUAUACAUCUUCUGUUUCCAGCAGUUUGGUGUAGCACACAUCUACUUUACACAGAGGCAGCAACCCAUUCAUAAAGGCUUAUUAUAUACCAGGAUGCUGGACCCUGUGAUGUUCUUUUAAUAAUGAUACUGAUCAGCAAAAUCUCCUCCUCAUUUUGUAUCAUUAAGUACUGCUUCAGAAAAUGAUUCCUUUGGCACUUGCCAAAAACUGUGGUCUGUUUUCUUUUAAAUUACUAAGUAAAAAUAUAAAAGACUGAUAGAGUCAUCAGUAUGUACACAUUUUCACAUGAGUGCAUGUGCACACACUCAUGAACACAUGUAUAGACACGUAUGCAUGUGUCACACACAAAUACUUUGCACUGUAUGUCUAGCAAUAAAAGGCAUCUGUUAAUUUGUAAUUCUGCAUUUUUAUUAAAGGGCUUCUAACAAAAUUAUAGCAAUGAAAAUAAAGCGUAGCUGAGGAA